AGGGACAGGGCCCCGGGACUGUUUCACGACCCAUAUUCCACGGUAUCAUCUGAUCUUCAGACAGCGAUAGGGAAUGACAGGCUGUCACACCAGUGAACAAUUUCGUGGCUCUCUUGUAGCGUGUGUGUGUCUUGCUCCCAGUAGUUGUAGCGCUUCCAUUCACUGGCGAUGUCCGGAUGCGGCAAGGAGAAACACGGUUGGGGCCUAGCCCAAACCAGGGAAACUACCAGCUGGCUGGCCUUGACCGUGACUCCUUCAGCUCAGUUGCCUCAUUUGACCCUUUAUUCCCUCUCGCAUCUUGGCUUGUCGCACAUCAUCAUGGCCGAGGAGCAGGAGCAGGAGCAUGAGCAGGCGCAGGCGCAGGCGCAGGCACAGGCCGGCGGACGAGGCAGCAUCAGCAUGUACGAUCCCGCCCGCGACCGCUGGGAGGAACAUCCACUGCCUCCUGCCUCACCUCCGGGUGGCCUCGCCGAUCAGCCGGGUCUUCCCUCUGUCGCGGUAAGUUCAAGCGUUGAGAUUGAGGUUGUGUGGAAGUCCCCCGUCCGGGGUAAAUUGAGUGGACGAAGUGGAGUCGAAUAGCUUCUGGCGGCGCUAGGCGGUGAUCACGGCAAUACUUCUGCGCGUCGCCCG
Aspergillus heteromorphus CBS 117.55 is the source of this 630-nucleotide messenger RNA. RefSeq lists its product as uncharacterized. The record is from RefSeq and is a predicted model, not a curated record. NCBI's taxonomy places the organism in Eukaryota, Fungi, Ascomycota, Eurotiomycetes, Eurotiales, Aspergillaceae. The coding region runs from base 169 to 579 and encodes 136 amino acids. The transcript has a single exon.